Messenger RNA from Elephantulus edwardii (Cape elephant shrew), 693 nucleotides. It is a transcript of the gene RGS9BP, whose product is annotated as regulator of G protein signaling 9 binding protein. Gene Ontology annotation, cellular component: photoreceptor outer segment; neuron projection. Gene Ontology annotation, biological process: G protein-coupled receptor signaling pathway; detection of light stimulus involved in visual perception. The record is from RefSeq and is a predicted model, not a curated record. NCBI's taxonomy places the organism in Eukaryota, Metazoa, Chordata, Mammalia, Macroscelidea, Macroscelididae. The coding region runs from base 1 to 693 and encodes 230 amino acids. The transcript has a single exon.
AUGGCGAGGGAGGAGUGCAAGGCGCUGCUGGACGCGCUCAACAAGACGACCGCAGGCUACCACCACCUAGUGCUGACCGUCGGCGGCUCUGGAGACUCGCAGCACUUACGCAAGGAGCUGCAAAAGGCACGCCACAAGGCGCAGGAGCUGGCGGCCGACACCCGCGCUGGGCUGACAGCCGCGCUGCGCGACCGAAGCCUGGGCGCGGAGGAGCGCACCGAGUUCGAGCGUCUAUGGGUGGCCUUCGCCGGCUGCCUGGAGCUGCUGGAGGUGGACAUGCAGCGGGCGCUGGCGCUGGGAGCUGCGUUCCCGCUGCACGCCCCGCGGCGGCCGCUUGUGCACACGGGUGUGGUGGCACGCUCCUCGAGCACCCGCAGCCUGCGGCACGAGGCCGACAGCGACUUCGACGUGGCCGACCUGCACCAGCUGGAGCGCGAGAUUCUCCAAGUGCGCCAGAUGAUCGACGACAUGGAGAUGAAAGUUAACGUACCCCGCUGGACUGUACAGGCCCGGCAGGCGGCCGGCGAGGAACUCCUGGUCGGUGCCAUCGCGGGGACCUCCUCGGUUGGCGGCGUGUCAAUAGACGAGAACACGGGGGCCUGCGAUCCAAACAAAGCCCUGGCUGUCACCGUUUUCAGCGCUGUGCUGCUGGCGGCUGUGGCCUUGGCAGUUUGCGUGGCCAAGCUGAGCUGA